This is a messenger RNA of Cariama cristata (Red-legged seriema), 1075 nucleotides long. RefSeq names its product kelch-like protein 35. Gene Ontology annotation, molecular function: protein binding. Lineage: Eukaryota; Metazoa; Chordata; Aves; Cariamiformes; Cariamidae. The record is from RefSeq and is a predicted model, not a curated record. The annotation marks the transcript as partial. The transcript has 2 exons.
AUGCAUCGAAUGAUGAAAGAAGAAUCAAGUUUCAGGACAAGCAGCCUGGAAAAUGUAAGGCGGGACCCGAGCAAAGAAAAGCUGCACAUGAAGCUCUGCAGUGGGUCCUGCCACGCGGAGCAAAUCCUCCAGACGCUGAACUCCUACAGGCAGAGCGGCAUCUUCACAGACGUGGUGCUGUUAAUUGAUGGACAAGAAUUCCCCUGUCACCGUGCCACUUUGUCAGCCAACAGCACGUAUUUCCGGGCCAUGUUUGGUGGCAACCUCAAGGAGGGCCACCAGGAUACCAUUAAUAUCCAGAAGAUAUCUGCUUCCACUAUGUCUCUCCUUCUUGACUAUAUGUAUGGGGGGAACAUCAUCAUUCAGGAGGACAAUGUUGAAGGCAUCUUGGAACUGUCUGACUUGCUGCAGAUCUCCAAGCUCAGAGAUGCUUGUGUCACCUUCCUUGAAGGCCAACUUCACCCGUGCAAUUGUUUAGGCAUCAUGAAGUUUGCUGAUUCGUUCUCCAUUGCGUCUCUGACAGAAAAGAGCAAGAGGUUCAUGCUGGAGUGUUUUGUGGAGGUGUCGUGUCAUGAAGAGUUCCUGGAAAUGGGUGUGAAGGAGCUGGUUGAGUAUCUGUCCGAUGAGCAGCUGGUGGUCCCCAAGGAGGAAGUGGUCUUUGAAGCAGUCAUGCGCUGGGUACGACAUGACGUACCUGCCAGGAAGGGAGCCUUGAAGGACCUCCUUGAGCAUGUACGUCUGCCCCUGCUCGACCCCACCUACUUUCUGGAGAAGGUGGAAAUGGAUGGACUCAUCCAGGACUCAAAGGAGUGCAUUCCUCUACUGCAUGAGGCCCGCAAGUACUACAUCCUUGGGAACGAGGUCAGCUCUUUGCGAUCAAGGCCCAGAAGAUUCAUGGAGCUGGCAGAAGUCAUCAUUGUCAUUGGGGGCUGUGAUAAGAAAGGCCUUCUGAAGCUGCCCUUCACGGACCUCUACCACCCAAAGAGCAGGCAGUGGACAGCCCUCUCCAGCGUGCCUGGCUACACCAAGUCAGAGUUUGCUGCCUGCACACUGAAGAACGAUGUGUACAUCUCAG